AUGCCAGAUACGCGUUUGCUUAAAAGACGAAGAGGGCAGAAGAAUGGAGCCCAGAGCAUUCCCUCUUCCAAGAAGGCUGGCCUCAAGAGAGGUGCAGAUUUAGGCAUCGCCAUUCAUUGUUCACACGGGCCCUCUGUGCCCACACGGCCCUGUCCUUUGGCUUCUCUGAGGACGAGGAGAAGAUCUAGCUCACCAGACCUGCUCUUUGCUGUUGCAAGGCGAUGCCUUGCUGUAGCCUCCUUGUCUUCCUUCACAGCAGAGCUCAUGUCACCCCCUCCACUAGGUCGUUCCCAGGUUUUGGCACUGAUUGCAUUCAUCUGCAUAGAGACUAUCAUGGAAUGCUCCCCAUGUGAAGGGCUCUAUUUCUUUGAAUUUGUGAGCUGUAGUGCAUUUGUAAUUACUGGAGUUUUGCUGCUUAUGUUCAGUCUCAAUCUUCACACGAGGAUACCACAGAUCAACUGGAAUAUUACAGAUUUGGUCAACACUGGACUCAGCACCUUCUUCUUCUUUAUUGCCUCUAUAGUACUUGCUGCUUUGAACCAUAAAGCUGGAGCAGAAAUUGCUGCUGUGGUUUUUGGCUUCUUGGCGACAGCAGUGUAUGCUGCAAAUACCUUCUUAGCUGUGCAGAAAUGGAGAAUGAACAUCCGACAGCAGAGUACCAAUGAAUACAUUCGUGCACGGACAGAAUCACGAGAAGUGGAUAGCCGUCCUGAGAUACAGCGUUUGGACACAUGA
Messenger RNA from Gracilinanus agilis (Agile Gracile Mouse Opossum), 735 nucleotides. It is a transcript of the gene CMTM4, whose product is annotated as CKLF like MARVEL transmembrane domain containing 4. NCBI's taxonomy places the organism in Eukaryota, Metazoa, Chordata, Mammalia, Didelphimorphia, Didelphidae. The transcript has 6 exons. The record is from RefSeq and is a predicted model, not a curated record. Bases 1 to 735 code for a protein of 244 amino acids. Gene Ontology annotation, cellular component: membrane.